Messenger RNA from Tetrahymena thermophila SB210, 321 nucleotides. RefSeq names its product transmembrane protein, putative. The record is from RefSeq and is a predicted model, not a curated record. The transcript has a single exon. Lineage: Eukaryota; Ciliophora; Oligohymenophorea; Hymenostomatida; Tetrahymenidae.
AUGAAAACUUUAACUGCAGUAUUAUUAAUAUCUUUAAUUUCUGUAUUGGGAGUGGCCACUAUCUACACUUUCAACUCUCAAAGAAAUACCCCUCUUGAAGAUUUCUCUUGCUUUACUUUCUUAUAUGGACGCACUAAAAAGGAAUUUUUAGCCUCAAACACUUGCGCUUACAACGUCGUUUUUGACUACGAUGUUACAAUUAAUGGUAAAACUGUUAGUUAGUCAACUGGUUGUUUAAAACCAAAUUAAUCUACUUUAAUGCCCCAUGUCACAGAUGUAUUACAAGUCUCAAAUAUGAAAGAAACCUAUAACUGUGUUUGA